AUGUAUAUCGGCCUCUGGGUUCUUAACCUGAAGCCGGGGGCACCAUCGACGAUUCAACCUCGCCAUUUCGUCCACGUAUCCAACGCUGCGGUUGACUACUCUGGUGAUUGUGCCGAUAAUUCUGCCGAAAGUCCAAAGGGGAGAACUACCGUCAAACUCGUGGCGGAGAUCAUGGAAUGGGAUGAUGCUUCGAAGGCGAAAGCGCCGCCUGGUGACAUGGUGAUCACGUUGGGCUCGUUCAGUCCAGGCCAGGUGGAACAUCUCGCGCUCGAUAUCUUUCUUGAACGUGGCAAAUCCUAUCAAUUCGAGGCUGUUGGUUGCAACGAAAUCUCCCUCUCGGGUAACAUUAUUGGUGACGCCCAAUUUAACCCCCCGUCGGUGACGAGGCAAGGUAUCAAGCGUCGAAUGAGUCCGGAGCAAGACAACGACACCCAAGCAUCUACACUGAGAAAGGCGCCGAAGGUGGAUACAGCACGAAAUGUCCCUACCCCUCGAGAUAUUGGGAAUGUCAAAGUCGUGGACUGGAAACCGGGGUAUGCAGGGCCCAUCGUAGAAAAAGGAUUAUCUGAUGGUGUUAUUGGUAUGCGAGAGGCUGGUGAACGGGAAAUUAUGGUCCCGGAAGAUGAGAUCUGUGGACCAACGUCUAUUGUAUUUCGCCAUGAGUGA
Molecule: messenger RNA, 666 nt
Organism: Pleurotus ostreatus (oyster mushroom)
Lineage: Eukaryota; Fungi; Basidiomycota; Agaricomycetes; Agaricales; Pleurotaceae
Product: peptidylprolyl isomerase fpr4
Exons: 6
Coding region: 1-666 (221 amino acids)
Source: RefSeq, a predicted model, not a curated record